Girardinichthys multiradiatus is the source of this 1328-nucleotide messenger RNA. It is a transcript of the gene rbp7b, whose product is annotated as retinol binding protein 7b, cellular. The transcript is spliced from 5 exons. The coding region runs from base 1 to 414 and encodes 137 amino acids. Gene Ontology annotation, cellular component: cytosol; nucleus. NCBI's taxonomy places the organism in Eukaryota, Metazoa, Chordata, Actinopteri, Cyprinodontiformes, Goodeidae. The record is from RefSeq and is a predicted model, not a curated record. Gene Ontology annotation, biological process: fatty acid transport. Gene Ontology annotation, molecular function: fatty acid binding.
AUGAAUAAGCAGGACCUGUACAAUGGAACCUGGGAUAUGGUUAGCAAUGAUAAUUUAGAGGGUUACAUGGCUGCACUUGAUAUUAACUUUGCAACACGCAAAAUCGCCUCCAUACUGAAGCCUCAGAAGGUUAUCAAACAAGAUGGAGAUUCUUUCACCUUCCAAACCAUCUCUCCUGUGUUGAAAUACAAAUGUUCUUUCAAGAUUGGAGAGGAGUUCGAAGAGGUGACGAAGGCAAUGGACCACCGCAAGUGCCAGUCUGUGGUGAACUGGGACAAUGAUGAGCUGGUGUGUGUUCAGAAAGGAGAGAAGCGAAACAGGGGCUGGACACACUGGAUUCAGGGGGACAAGCUUCAUCUGGAGCUAACCUGUGAAGGUCAGGUUUGCAAGCAAGUCUUCAAAAGGACGACAUAACCCUGCCUUUGUAAGACGGCGUGAUACUUGAUACAUGUUUUCAUCACGAGAUGAGCCACAUGCAUAAUAAAAUGCAGAUCUAUACUCUUGUUCUUUUUUUCCAACACUAAAUGCAGUUGCUUUUGCAUUAAUUUGUGUUUUUUAGUUGAUAAUCCUGAGUGUUUCAUACAAUGUAUUCAUUUUUUUUUUUUUUUUACUCCACUAUCAAAGCAUAGAACGUACUGGUAUAGCGACAAAUUUAUUUUUCCUGUAUUUCAGAACUGUUUUAUUGAUUGGCAAAUUUAUUUGUUGCAGUAGAAUUUUCUUUUUUUUUUACAGUGAAAUUCAAACAAAAUUGUGAUGGUUUACGUUUGUGGCACAGCAAAGAGCAAGUUAUAACCUGGUUCAAGCACAAAUUAAAAAGAGAAACCACACAUGAGAAAAUUUCAAUAAAAAGCUCAAAAGGUUGGCAGCAUGAAGAGAAGAACAUCCGGGUUGUAGUGGAUUUUAUCUCCUGUCAGACUCUGGCCAGCUGCCUCCAGUUCCAAUCAACGCCAAUUUACCUGGAGCUCUCAAAGAAACACAAAGACACCCAGAGGAAAGGUUUGGGCUGCAACACUGCGUGUAAAUUGAAAUUUAGUAGGUAAUAAAAUUACCUAAAGCCACCUGAAUUGGUGACCCUAUAUUCUAUAAAAAAGUAAAUGUUAAUGACCCAUGGUCCUCUGUUUUCCAGUCGGGUGGGUGAGUGGGUGUUCCUCUUGGAGAAUUGGAAAAGCAUUGGGCAGGAGAUGUUCCCUUUUAAACCAGAAACUAAUUUGAUGUAGGGACAUUUAGCCGCACAAAGUCUCUUCCUAAUAUACAGGGGUUAGACAAUGAAACUGAAACACCUGUCAUUUUAGUGUGGGAGGUUUCAUGGCUAAAUUGGACCAGCCUGG